Messenger RNA from Dendrobium catenatum, 804 nucleotides. RefSeq lists its product as uncharacterized. NCBI's taxonomy places the organism in Eukaryota, Viridiplantae, Streptophyta, Magnoliopsida, Asparagales, Orchidaceae. The transcript has 2 exons. The coding region runs from base 1 to 804 and encodes 267 amino acids. The record is from RefSeq and is a predicted model, not a curated record.
AUGGAUAUUCCUAAAGAUGAACUGGAGCUGUUGAGAAGCUUUUCUGGAAGAACAAUUUCUGCUAUGGCAAAAUACAACAAUGUAAAAUGGGAAGAAGAUGAAUAUGCGGUGAUACAAGAUUGGAAAUGCAUUAAAAACCUGAAGCUCAAUCCUCGGGUAUCAUAUUUCUGGUGGAAGCUUAUGAAGAAUGUGAUUCCUACGAUGGAUUUCUUAAUGCAUAGGAGAUUGUUAGAUAACAACCUUUGUCCAAGAGGUUGUGAUAUGAAGGAAGAUGUGGAGCAUGUGGCUGUCAAGUGUUCUAAACUAAUUCAGGUAAUUCAAAUGGCUAAUCGGUUGGGGUUUUCCUUACCUGUUUUUAAUAGUUUAGAAGAAUGCUUAAAGUUUUUGAGGAAGCAAGGGAAGGUGGAUCCUUUUAGUACAAAAACUUAUUGUGCUUUGGUUUAUCAUUCAUGGAAGAGUAGAAACAAUCUUGUUCAUGAAGGCCAGGAGCUUGGAGCUGGAGGUAAUCUAUAUUCAGACCACUGGGGUGCUAACCCACAUUAUAUGCUAACUUCUACUUCUUGGCAUCCCCCUCCACCCGGAUGGAUUAAGGUGAACAUAGAUGCAUCUUUGCUUAGUUCUAAUGAAGUGGGGAUUGGAGGUAUUUUCAGAGAUCAUAAAGGAAGGAUGCUUCUAUCUUUUGGAUUCUCUGUUGUGAAUUGGGACAUUGGAUUCUUGGAGUUAUUGGCAUUUCGUUCAUUGGCAAGAGUUAUCAAGGAUUGGAUGUUGGAUGCAAAAGGUUUGAUUAUGAAGGAGACAAUUUGA